Chironomus riparius is the source of this 510-nucleotide messenger RNA. NCBI's taxonomy places the organism in Eukaryota, Metazoa, Arthropoda, Insecta, Diptera, Chironomidae. The record is from the annotation of a GenBank genome assembly.
AGUUAAAAUAAAUGAGCGGUAAACAAAAACACAAAACAUGAAUCGAUUAUUUUUUGCUAGAGCUUUAGGAUUGAGAGCAUUUUCCAGUGAAGUUCCUAGAAUCGAAAAAACUGUAAAUUCAGUGACAUUGUUAGGUCGAGUCGGUGCAGAUCCAUUAAAAAGAGGCACUGAUCAACAUCCAGUAGUAACAUUCUCAUUAGCAACUCACAAUAAUUACAAAUAUGAAAGCGGUGAUUGGAUUCAAAGAACUGAUUGGCAUAGAAUAGUUGUGUUUAAGCCACAACUAGGAGAAUCACUUCAAAAUUUCCUUAAAAAGGGACAACGAUGUUUGGUUACUGGAAAAAUCAGUUAUGGAGAAAUAACAGAUCAAGAAGGAAAGACUCGAAUGAGUACAAGCAUUAUUGCUGAUGAUGUUAUAUUCUUCUCAAAUCAGUGAUUAAAUUAUGUUUAAGUCAUUAGUACAGUAUGUUGAGCAUUUAAUAAAAUCAUACAUUUCAUUACCUCAAUAAA